Messenger RNA from Nematolebias whitei (Rio pearlfish), 1092 nucleotides. RefSeq names its product vasopressin V2 receptor-like. The coding region runs from base 40 to 1092 and encodes 350 amino acids. Gene Ontology annotation, molecular function: peptide binding; vasopressin receptor activity. NCBI's taxonomy places the organism in Eukaryota, Metazoa, Chordata, Actinopteri, Cyprinodontiformes, Rivulidae. Gene Ontology annotation, biological process: regulation of systemic arterial blood pressure by vasopressin; positive regulation of vasoconstriction; G protein-coupled receptor signaling pathway. The transcript is spliced from 2 exons. Gene Ontology annotation, cellular component: membrane. The record is from RefSeq and is a predicted model, not a curated record.
UUGUAUUUAUUUUUUGCCAACAAAUCUCAACUCUGAGUGAUGCAGCAGCUGAACGUCAGUGACUUAGUGGAUGCGGAGGAUGUGCCCAGAGACCAGAGUCUGGCCCGGGUGGAGAUCGCGCUGCUCGGCGUCAUCUUCGUGACAGCCGCCGUGCUCAACACCGCCCUGCUGCGAGUCCUCUGGAGGCAGCGGAAACAAAUGUCCAGGAUGCGCGUCUUCGUGUUCCACCUGUGCGUGGCGGACCUGGUGGUGGCUUUUUUCCAAGUGUGCCCACAGCUCAUGUGGGACAUCACGGACAGAUUCGUCGGACCCGACUUGGUGUGCCGCCUCGUGAAGUAUCUGCAGGUUCUGGGCAUGUUCUCGUCCACCUACAUGAUCGUGGUGAUGACGGUGGACAGGUACCAGGCGGUCUGCAAACCGAUGGUGACGUUCCAGCGGACGCGUACGAGACUGAACCUCCCUGUGUGCGUGGCGUGGGGAGUCUCCCUGCUGGGCAGCCUGCCGCAGGCUUUCAUUUUCUCUAAGGUGGAGGUCGCACCCGGCGUGUUUGACUGCUGGGCUGACUUCAUAAAGCCGUGGGGGCUGCAGGCUUACGUCACCUGGACCACGCUGGUCAUCUUCAUCCUGCCUGUCUCCACAGUGGUUGUUUGCCAAGUGCGCAUCUGCAGGGCCAUCCAGACCAACCUGUACAAAAAGAUGCACAAGCAGGGCAGCAUUGGAGUCCUGCUGCCUCCCAGAGCCAGCGAAGUGGGCAUGUCCAAGGCCAGGGUAAAGACCCUGAAGAUGACCGUGGUCAUUGUGCUGGCUUAUAUCAUCUGCUGGGCUCCGUUCUUCACGGUGCAGCUGUGGUCCGCCUGGGACACCUACGCGCCAAAAGAGACUGCAACUUUCACCAUCUUGAUGUUGCUGGCCAGCCUGAACAGUUGCGCCAAUCCCUGCAUUUAUCUUCUGUUCAGCGGUCAGUUUCCAAACAAGCUGCUGACUCUCUUGUGCCGCCGCCGGCUUUCCAACAGCAAGGACUCAAUGCAGAACGAGGCGACGCUCGUCAGCACUUUGAAUAUGAGCUUCAAAAAUGUCUCAGAGUUAAAGUGA